AUGAUAGGUAGUCUUCUUUACCUUACUGCUAGUAGACCUGACGUUAGUUACAGUGUGGGAGUGUUUGCUAGAUAUCAGGCUAAUCCCAAAGAGUCUCAUAUGAUUGCUUUGAAAAGAAUCAUAAAGUAUGUCAAAACCACUGCCGACUUUGGUGUGUGGUACAACAAGGACACAAAUGAUAUCUUAGCUAGGUAUUCUGAUGCUGAUUGGGCUGAGAAUGCUGAUAAUAGAAAGAGUACAUCGGGGGGUUGUUUUUAUGUGGGUAAUAAUCUUGUUUCCUGGAUGAGCAAAAAGCAGAAUUCCAUCUCAUUAUCCACUGCAGAAGCUGAGUACAUCGUUGCCAGUAGUUGUUGCACCCAACUCCUAUGGAUGCAAAAACUCCUCCAUGAUUACAGUAUUUGUCAAAAGCAUCUUACCAUCUACUAUGAUAAUACCAAUGCCAUCAACAUCUCUAAGAAUCAGAAGGCUGAUUUGUUUACCAAACCUUUUGACAGAAAACGGUUUGAAUUCCUUUACCAAAACAUUGGUGACCACCGUGUGGAUCGUAUUACACGACGACAGGCUGUGAUGGGUGGUUACACAAUGGCUUCCUUUCCCGAGGCAUCUGAGGAUGAUAGUGAUGGUUACAGCAGUGUUGAUGAUACUGAGGAUGAUGAUGAUGGCUCGCCAAGUGAUGAUGAAAUGUCUACUUGA
Quercus lobata is the source of this 693-nucleotide messenger RNA. RefSeq names its product secreted RxLR effector protein 161-like. The transcript is spliced from 3 exons. The record is from RefSeq and is a predicted model, not a curated record. Bases 1 to 693 code for a protein of 230 amino acids. Lineage: Eukaryota; Viridiplantae; Streptophyta; Magnoliopsida; Fagales; Fagaceae.